This is a messenger RNA of Trichomycterus rosablanca, 2213 nucleotides long. It is a transcript of the gene snx27a, whose product is annotated as sorting nexin 27a. The transcript has 13 exons. Gene Ontology annotation, molecular function: phosphatidylinositol-3-phosphate binding; protein binding. Gene Ontology annotation, biological process: signal transduction; endocytic recycling; intracellular protein transport. Gene Ontology annotation, cellular component: early endosome. The coding region runs from base 13 to 1692 and encodes 559 amino acids. The record is from RefSeq and is a predicted model, not a curated record. Lineage: Eukaryota; Metazoa; Chordata; Actinopteri; Siluriformes; Trichomycteridae.
CGCCGGCUGAAUAUGGCGGACUUGGAACGUAACGAGUCUCUGGGCUCUCCUCAUUCUCCGGUAACGGUUCCUACGCCGUCUCGAAACGGCUCCGGGAUUCAGACAGUCACGACGGGACCGCGCAUCGUCCGAAUUAUCAAGUCGGAGUCGGGCUACGGGUUUAAUGUGCGCGGUCAGGUUAGUGAAGGCGGCCAGCUACGCAGCAUUAACGGGGAGCUGUACGCUCCUCUGCAGCACGUCAGCGCGGUGUUACCGGGAGGAGCAGCUGAGCAGGCCGGGAUAGUGAAAGGAGACCGAAUUCUAGCCGUGAAUGGCGUGAACGUAGAGGGGGCUACCCAUAAGCAGGUGGUGGAUCUGAUCCGAACGAGCGAGAAGGAGCUGGUCCUGGCCGUCCUGUCGGUGCCCCCGCAGGAAGCCGACGGCCUCGACUCCGGAGAGGAUGGCUCAGCUCCACCUAAUUAUGACUACAGUGAAAAGCAGGCUGUGCCCAUCUCUGUCCCUACGUACAAGCACGUGGAGCAGCAUGGUGAAAGAUUUGUGGUGUAUAACGUCUACAUGUCUGGCAGACAGCUCUGCUCAAAGCGCUACAGGGAAUUUGCUAUCCUACAGCAGAACCUAAAAAGAGAGUUUGCCACCCACUCAUUCCCUAAGCUACCAGGAAAAUGGCCCUUCUCCUUGUCCGAGCAGCAGCUGGAUGCCCGCAGGAGAGGACUGGAGGAAUACCUGGAGAGAGUGUGCUCAGUGAGGGUCAUCGGGGAAAGUGACAUCAUGCAAGAGUUUCUGUCCGAGUCAGAUGAGAACUAUAAUGGUGUAACAGAUGUGGAAUUACGAAUAGCAAUGCCAGACAAGACAACCAUUUCAGUCAGGGUGCGCAAGAACAGCACCACCGACCAAGUGUACCAGGCUCUAGUGAUGAAGGUCGGCAUGGACAGUGUAAUGGCCAGUUACUUUGCCCUCUUUGAGGUGAUCAACCACUCUUUCGUUCGUAAGUUGGCCCCCAAUGAAUUCCCACACAAGCUAUACGUUCAAAAUUACACUUCAGCAGUACCGGGGACCUGCCUGACUCUGCGCAAGUGGCUCUUUAGCACAGAUGAGCAAGAGCUGCUCCGGGAAAACCCACUGGCUCUGCACUACUGCUUCCACCAGGCACAAGAUGACAUAAAGAAGGGGUUCAUCAAAGCAGAGGAUAAGUCCUACCAGCUUCAGAAGCUUGCCGAGCAAAGAAAGAUGGCCUCAUACUUAAAUUUGCUGCGCUCAUGUGAGGGGUAUAACGAGGUCGCGUUUCCCCAUUGCUCAUGCGAUUCGCGGAGAAAAGGUCACGUGAUUGCCGCCAUCAGCAUUCAUCACUUCAAACUGCACGCUUGCACGGAGGACGGCGCGCUAGAGAAUCAGGUUAUAGCUUUCGAAUGGUCCGAGAUGCAGAGGUGGGACACAGACGAGGAGGGAAUGGCUUUCUGCUUCGAAUACGUACGAGGGGAGAAGAAACCCCGCUGGGUCAAAAUCUUCACUCCUUAUUUUAACUACAUGCAUGAAUGCUUUGAGAGGAUUUUCUGUGAGCUCAAAUGGAGGACAGAGGUGGAAGAGGGCAUAUCGGACAAGGACAACAAGAACUGCAGUAGCAACGAUUAUCUCUCUCCAUUGGAACAACAGAAGGGAUGGCGCCACCUAGGGAACGAAAUUGAAACCUCCUAAGAAAACCUCCUCUUCGAAGAUCGACCUGAACUGACCCGGACCCUCAUAGAACUAGUAACCAUUAACAGCCAUAUCACCGGGGUUUACACCCCAGUGAUGCCAUAACCACAUUCUUCAACAAAUAUGAAAAAAGAUACACGACAUACAAAGGGCGACGUAGACCAGCAGUGUCUCCAACUGGGGAUGCCUAUAUUUUCAACCAUACACCUAAUCCUAGCUAAGCUAGAGCCAGUCGUGCUACAGAUUGACAAAUAAGCAGUUAGUACGUUCUACAUUGAGUCUCCAGCACCACUGCUUGUGGAAACUGCCUUAUGUUCAUUCAUUGGCUGCCUGCCACCACAGCGCGAGACGUCACUGGUUAAAGAAGAGGCCAGUUAUGAUGAUAGAUGAUAGAUGAUAGAACGGCAUUGCAGAAUAGCGACCAGCAACCGUUUUUCUUCAGGAUAUAUCGUCACUAUUUUAUUGUGACUAAUUAAAGCCAGCAUGGUUGUAUUUAGAACUAAUUAAAACAAGAGUUUAAA